AAACCUGGAGAUGGUACUAGAAGAUAGUUUGGACUUUUCCAUAUCGCUAAAAAAAGAUCUAAUUUCGUGAACAAAAUUAACUUCUCAUUCAGACUUGGUACAACUUUGUCGAAAGAUGACUGCUGAUUGAUCUGAAGAUUUUAAAAAUUGUCCCUUCAAUGAUCUUUAAACAAAUCGAUAUCUCGACAUUAGGGCUGUAUGUAAGGGACCAUUUUUGUCAGUCAUUUCGUGUUUUCAUGGAAACAGGUCAACGAUUGAUUAACACAUUAAGAAUACUACGUUUAUUACGUUUAAACCCUCGCAAUCUGAAGAAACAGCAAGAUGAUAUGGAGGAAGUUAACCAGAAGGAUGAGAGUGAGUUUGCUGGGAUGCGGACGACACAAAAGGUUUGGAUGCUCUAUUUCUCGUCUUGUCUUUCUGGCAGUCGUACUGAUUGCUGUUCAGAUCGCCAUAGUUUCCUACCAAGUCGUGUUUUGGUCGAAAAUCAGAUGUGAUAGCCCCAUGGAGUGCUCAAAAGUCAUAUUUUUCGAACCUUGGGAGAGUAGAAAAAGUAAUAGUCUACACUUAGAAGCCAAAAGUGCGCGCUUCCAGGAACUGAUACAGAACCAGAUUGGACUAAAAGACGACAUAAAAGGCGAGCAAGAAGUGGUGCUUGAUUGUGGAAUAAAGGGAAGAAAUGAUCGUAAUCAGAAUCCAAAUGGUAGUUUGAAUCUCCAUGUUUGGUAUGGCUGGUGUGGUUACACUACUGAUGAUCUAAGAAGAGACCCUAAUUUUCCUGAGAGGCCCCACACAAGAACGACCUUGAGCGAGUUUAAAAUCAACCGCACCUUCUACAGUUCGUGGAGAGGAAAGAGAGUAUUUGGGUAUAUUCACCCACCCAAAACAGGAAAUUACAAGUUCUUCAUAAGCUCAAGAGAUUCUUCAGACUUGUGGCUCAGCACGGACGAUACUCCUAACAAUACAAGAAUGAUAGCAUACUUGGGAGAGGCAAGCGAUCAGUACGGAGAUAAUUCAAAUCCAGGGGAAUACAAAAAAAUCUCUUCACAACAGUCACAAAAUAUCAGUUUAAUUGCCAAUAAACCCUACUUCAUCGAAAUGUUCUAUAAGAAGAAAGGAGGGGAAGAACACCUACAAGUAGCUUGGACCAUCCCUGGAAGUACAAAGCCAGAAGUCAUUGGUUCUAAAUACAUCUCGAGGUACUUGGUUGAAUCUAAAGGUUCGGCGACAAGCGAAAGAACCAAGUGCAUCAAUCAUGGUGACCCAGGUCUUGCGUUAAGAUAUAAUAAGCAUAUGUUGUUCCAGAUAGCAGACAUUCGUGAUGAUUAUUUCGUCACAGCUAAGUUACUUGACCAUUCUGAAGUCAAUGACGUGUUCAAAGGAUGUUCCUAUAAACCAAAGUAUCUGCCCAAACACUUGAAAAGACAAUUCCAGUCACAACAAAUAGUUCGACAUUCAUGGGUCUAUCCUAAUGACAAUACCACCAUGGCCAAAGGAAAUCGUGAUGAUGAAAUCAGUAUUGGAAAUAUGAUCAUCCCAGAAAAAGAAGCGAAGUCUGUUGCAUCAAGCUUUAUGAGGGCUCUCAAAGCUAAAAAGGGGAAUAAGUUUCAGCUUAACCGCAUCAUUCAAAUUGAAGCGAAAUAUGAUGUCGAUGGCGGAAUUCGUUACUUGGUCGAGUUGGAUCUAAAACAGAAAGGAAAAGGUGACGCGACUGUUAGGUUGUCCGAGUAUCUUUAUACAUCCACCGGGAAUGUGUCUAGUUUUUGUCAGCCACGGGGCUACCAAUGGAAAAAUGGCGCUACUAUUUACAUGAUUGUCACAGUAAUGAACUACGGGUAUUGGAUGAAAGACUUGGUCAAACAGUUAUCAAGAUUCUACAGAGAAGGCAUCGAUCGAAACUUUUAUUUGAUUGUGGUGGAUUUCAAUAGUACAGAUAUAAAUAUCAAAAACGUGUUGGAAAAAAGUGAUUUAAAAGAUAGGUACCAAAUUCUGUGGAAACCAAGUCCGUUCUGGAAAACUAAUGGCUUGAAUGAAGCUGUUGAGCUUAUCAAGGACUCAAACAGCAUCGUCUUCACUUUAGAUCUUCACUUGCACCUUCCAGCAAAUAUAUUUGACGCUAUACGAAAGCAUACAAUACAAGGGAAAACUGUAUACACCCCAAAGCUUAUCAAACUUAAAUGUGGCUACUCGAAAAAUUAUGGUCAAGGUGGAUGGGAUACCUUUGGAUAUGGAUUAUUUGGUGCGUAUAAGUCCGACUGGGACAGGAUUGGUGGUAUGGAUGAAGAAACCUUUCGACAUAAGUGGGGAGGAGAAGAUGUGGAUUUGGUUGACAGAGCGCUUAUUGGACAACUAGACAUUGAGAGAAUCUGUUUACCCAAGUUUUAUCACAUGUAUCAUGCGAGAGAUCAAGACUGGUAUGAAGACGCGAGAUUGUAAUACAUACAAAGCUCCCGUCGAUCGCGAGGCUCGUGAAUGGCCUUCUGCCCCAUGAAAUAUAAAAUAGUUAUUUUUCGUAAAUCUUGAUAAUUUUUACCGAAUUUAUUUUGAGUGAGAAAUUGAUAUAUUAUAUAUUAAAUACUCGUUAGGGGCACUCAUAUUGUGGAACGAGACCACCAACUAAGAAAUUUAUUUUAAAAAUGCUAGCAAGAUCUUCAUUACGACUUUGCUUCUUUUUCUUGAAAUUCAAAUUCUCGAAUUUUUUUUGAAGCAGAUCGUCUGAAAACCCCGAAAGAGAUAAUAUAUUGUAAGUUCCAAAGCGAAAUAGAACCCCUGGAGUCCAAGGUAGUGAUACUCGGAAAAUAUACGGUUGUCAAUAUUCGGGGACGGCGGAACAGUCCCUCAUGAGCAAGUGGGGGGCUACAGUAUUCUCCUCUUCUCCCCUGUUUUGAGCUGAACUUUUUUCUUAUUCCUAGACAAAAUAGAAGCAGUGUAAUUCUUGUAAAAAGUGAGGGGGCUAAAGCCCCAAAGCCCCCCCACCCCCCUUCCCCCGU
Molecule: messenger RNA, 2987 nt
Organism: Actinia tenebrosa (Australian red waratah sea anemone)
Lineage: Eukaryota; Metazoa; Cnidaria; Anthozoa; Actiniaria; Actiniidae
Product: N-acetyl-beta-glucosaminyl-glycoprotein 4-beta-N-acetylgalactosaminyltransferase 1
Cellular component (GO): Golgi cisterna membrane
Molecular function (GO): acetylgalactosaminyltransferase activity
Source: RefSeq, a predicted model, not a curated record